This is a messenger RNA of Spirometra erinaceieuropaei, 14178 nucleotides long. Lineage: Eukaryota; Metazoa; Platyhelminthes; Cestoda; Diphyllobothriidea; Diphyllobothriidae. The record is from the annotation of a GenBank genome assembly.
AUGCCGAGGAGCGUUUCUGUAAGAGCACCAGCUAGAACUGACUUCGGCCGCGAGGUCGCCAGGAGCUGCAGCCGACGCCUACUAAGGACCCUCAUCAACGAAUGUCACAUUCGUCUGCGCAAAUACAGCAGGAACAUCGAAAGGGAGAAAGCGGCAUGUGCAGCAUACCUGGACGAACAAACGAUGCGAAACCUGCAGAGCUGGAUCUUGAUUAAGGUGAGCGAGGAGCGAGACAAGAAGAAGACCCAACUCCUCAACAAAACACGUAACCUAGAACAAGCACAAGCACCCGUGCGCGAACCGUUAGCCGUCCACAACCUGUCAUCUAAACAGCUAACAGACGACCAAAUUAAAGUGCUUCAACAUGAAUCCGGCUACAACACAGGAGACGCACAGCCAGUAGAUUUUAUCGCUGCACUAGAAGUGGCCUUCUCAAAAACUGAUGCCGCAGAAGACUCCAAGAAAGCGAUUCGCCAACGAGUCGCAUCCCUCAUCAUAUCCCAUAGGCCACGCCGAACCAUCACCUCGGCAGAGCUCAAGACCAUAUGGGAAUUAAAGAAUGACGACGAAAUUGUCAUUGUUCCAGCGGACAAAGGACGAGCAGCCGUAGUGCUAGACAAGUCGGAGUACGUUGCCAAAGCGCAUCAGCUACUAAAUGACAACCAAUCGUAUAAAGUCAUCGACGCCGACCCCAUGAAAGCACUGGCAGGUAAGAUCAACAAGAUAAUAGUAGGGGGCGCUCACCGAUCGUUCAUACGGAACUUACUCAUGCCGUUUUGACUUAGGGGCUCUCUCUCGAGCCCAAUCUUCAGCCGCACAGCGGCGCAUGAUAUAUAGGCAAAUGGUAUCCCAUCGGAUCAAAGAAAGACGAAGCAUGUGAAAGUAUGUUUCUCCUUGUGAACUGAUUGGUCAUGGGACGCACAAAAUAGCGAAAUUCGUUGCUUUCAAGGUCCUAACCCACCCAGAGUGCUAGGCGCAUUGCGGGAUCCCGACAACCCAGCUCUAUACGUGUGGUGGCCUCUACAGGCUGGGGUAUGGACGUCAUUAAAGUGACAAUGUUGGUCUUUCAUUUGUGCAUUUUGAAACCCCUUAACUUAACAUUGACCUGAACUGCUGUGAAAACCGGAGUGCUUCGUUCUCAUCUCGCACAGUGACCAAACAAUCACCUUCAUAGAAGAAUCGUUUCGCCUCCUCGAGGACAUCUUUAUCGUAACUUUCCGCACUAUCAGCGAUGGCUCUAUUAAGCACGAAGGUUGCACAACUUGGAGAGGAUGUAGCUCCAAACCAAUGUGCUGUCAUCCGGUUUUCUUUCGGUGGUUGCGAUAAGUCGUCAUUCGUCCACCACAGAAGUCUUAUAACGUCACGGUCUCUCUCAGGCACCCGAACUUGAUGGAAUAUCGAUUCAAUAUAGGCCAUAAUGGCGACUUUCUCCUGUCUAAAUCUCCAAAGUACCCCGACUAGCAAGUUGCUCAUAUCAGGUCCGGAGAGUAGUUGAUCGUUUUGGGAGGUUCCAUACAAUUUAACUGCGCAGUCAAAGAUCACGCGCAUCUUAAUUGGCUUGGCUGGGUGGAAAACGGGAUGCUUGGGAAGGUUGCAUCCUUGACCAGAACCUCUUUAGCAUUUCCAGACUCAAUGUAGUCGGUCAUAGUUUUCGUAUACAUUAACAACAGGUCUUCUGAUUUUACGAGCCGUUUAUCGAGCAGUUGGAGGCGCUGUAAGGAGCAUAGCUUGUUAUUCAGGAGGAUUGACGGGUGAGUUCUCCAAGGUAGGGUUAACAUAUAAUGGGCAUCGCGAAAACAAAGGAUUGGUCCAUAGUCUUCAACGCGAUACGAUCGUUUACAGACAGAUCUUUGUCUUUGGCUGACCCCUCGUCAAUGCAGUCUUGUUGAUAGAACAGCUCCAGAUCCUUCUGGAACUCAACGAAGUCCGAGCGGUAUACCCGUUCCUUCUCUCUGGGAGUACGAUGUACCCGUCCCAUCAUUAUCCCCCCCCCAAGGCCGUUCGAAUGGCGUAUGGUUCGUCUGCUUUACCUAAGCAUUGAUCAUGUACCCAAUGUGCUUCCGGUAUAUCGGAUCUUAACAACAGCCCGAUCCCCAUGUCUUCGCGUGAUUCGAAUUCGAUCGUACUCAAGUGAAGCCACAGUGAGGUUAACUUUUAAUUUGACAUGAUUUGAUUCGCUUGUGGUAGAGAUUUGACAGAGUAAGCUCGUUUGACGUGAAUAGAAGUUUUUGUGCCUUUAGAUUCUACGUCGUUCUCUACUUCCAUGGUCUGGAAUACAGUUUCUUUAUUCAACGUUGAUAUGACGAUAUCAUUGCCUUUGUCAUUCAUUCCAAGAGCAGACACGAGACUAUCAUGUAUGAGCGUUGAGUCGGAGCCGUUGUUUAGAAGUUCCGAAGUCCGUGCCGUGUGUCAUUCGUACUGGAUGGUCACUGAAACAACUACGAGGGCUACCCUUGGAAACUCUUCUUCGUGUACGACUACGUGAUGACUGAAAACAUUCGGCGGGCUAUUGAGUUCUUCAUUGUCGGGAUGUAGUAAUGUAUGAUGUUCUCUUCCACAGCCCUCGACUGUACACCCACGAGGCGAUCUGCAGCUCUUGGCGAUAUGAUUCGCUUUCAGGCAACGGCAGCACAGUUGGCGCUCUUGUACAAUCCUUUUCCUUUUCGUCCUGUCAUAGGACAUUUAUCGGGAUGAUGAUCUCCUCCACAGUCCGUGUAACAGAACAAGAAAUGGGUUCCAUUGCGCUUUAUUCCCGUGCUGUUUAAAACAAGCACAAUCCUUUGAAGAUUGUUUGACAAUCUCUGUGUUCUGCUGGGCUGCUGACCUUCAUGAUCUCUCAAACUAAGCGCUAAUUCUCCGAACCGACUACAGGCAACAUUAAUGCGUUCUUCUAUCAAGUUCGUAAGAUCUUCGAAUUUCGGUUCUUCGCCCUGAUGUAUUGCAUUUGCAGCGGCUUCAGCUCAUUUGAGUCUUAAUUGGGAAUGUAGUCUUCUCACGGUCGACUCCAGAGUUCUGCUGGAACUGAGAUCGAUGCAUAGUUUACUUAGUUUAUGGUUGCCACGCAAACUUGCAUUUGUUGGCUGAGGUGAACCAACGCUGCGGUGUCGUUGCCUUUUAUUUGAGGUCCAUCGAUUAGGCCUCAAUAAAGGCUCCGGUUACUAUAUAAUUCUGGCCGAAUCAUUUUCUCAAAAUUUCUCUGGCUUCGGCGGCGUCUAAUAUCGCACAAUCUAUAUAUAUAAAAAUGGAAGGUUUUUUUUCUGUGUUAUGUCUAAUCUCCGAAAGUACUGCACCGAUUGCGCUGAAAUUUGGGCACAACCCGACCCGCGCAUAGGGCCGGGUUUUUGGCUGGUCAGUUGUGUAAUUAUGCCGAUGGUAUGCCUGUGAUGGGUAAAAUAUCGCAUUUUUUCCGGCAUAACAACGUCACCUGCUGCGGCCACUUGACCUACAUCGCGCGCGGACACAUGUGCGCCCAGACUGCGGCCACUUGACCGACAUUCGCUCAGACGCAUGUGCUCCGCCCGACAGCCGCGCUCACCCCACCACUCACCCCCUGCAGACACUUGAGCAGGCCCUCCACCCUCUCUGGGCCGGUAGGCAAACCACCCACCCUGCAGCAAAAAAUCACGCAACUCUUGGGCUACACUUGAACUUGCCCCACACUACCCACAUAAUUGGGCUGCCGCCGCUUCCGCUGGGAUUCUCGGGCGCGACGACUGAAUGCGGUUAACAAAACCCCCUUCCCCCCUCCCCACGCACAACCCACAUAAUGGGGCUGUCGCCCAGUGUCAGCCCAUUGUCGUGCAGCCCGGCUUGCGGAAGCCCGCUUGCGGUCACGGCCACCGCGUUCGGCAGCUCCAGGUCUGCUCCGUUUAUAACAGGAUGAAUACAACAGACUGAGAGUGGCUGAAUGGCGCCAGCAAGGAACAGAAGACCAGCAUCAAACACGACUCGGUGAUCAGGGUUCACGCUGCGUGAUGCUGUUGUGAACGACGGUACGAAAACCACCGUUGGGAGAAUUAUGAUUCUAGGGUAAGGUGAUAGCAUAUAUAUCGGCAGUCCGAGACCGAUUUCAACGCGGUAUCUAUUUUCUUUACGGGAUGGUGCCGAUGGGUAUUACUUCAACGUUAAGAUGAUAAACCCAGUCAGUGAUGAGGAAACGCACACGAAAUGCAGCGCAAUGAACCACCACUCCUACCGACUUAUGAUUCGACAGAAUGUAAGUAGUCACCUUUUGAAAUGCCGUCAAUUGCUUCAUCACUACAUUGUUGAUAUGUAUGCAAAAGUCGAAACUGAACGCCUGCUUUUCAUUCGCUUGAUGCAGACCAAGCUGCGUUCUGAAAAAUGUAUUCAUCUGCAUUCAUACAGUUGUAAACGACGGUAAUACGACUAACGAUUUUGUCGUCCACAUACACAGACAGUCCACGCCAUAUGCUCGGGUACGCUGGAGGUGCAAUUGCUUAUGUUUGUCAGUACGGGGCGUCCAAACCUACUCAUUAAAUUCACCUGCAAUCCACCUUAGGGUGGGGUAUUUAUCAGCUCUUACUUUCUGGGCAAUCGUCGGUGAAUGGUUAUGACACCACAGCACGUGUUCUUAGGAAGACACUGAAAUCGCUGAUUAACUGCAUGGUGAAACACGAGGUGGUUGGGUAUGUGCGCUGCCGGAUGUAUUAGGGGGAAUGGCCAAAGUGUGAACUGCCCCACGAACACGUCUGGAUCUGACUGUAUAACAAGAUCACCUCCAACGAAAUCGCCGAUGCAAUAUGCGCUGAAUUACCUGACGCCGACGUCGACACUAAUUUGCCCGAAGUCAGGGCGACGAAUAUGAUAAAUGGACUUUACGGUGCCCUGAGUCCCAAUUCUCCCUCCCCCCACCCCUCACCCCCCAGUAUGAUAGAUGAAAAACGCUCUAAGAAAUAUACUCGGGCAUUCGUAUGCACCACAGUUACCGGUAACGAGAGAAGUUCCUUAUACCGAAAACGAUCAGCUGAAGACUUCGGCAACUUGGCACCGUACGAAUGCGAAUCGGUGACUUCAAAGCCACCGAGGUAUUCUCACAGUAAUUGCUGGCAAUCAGGAAUGCAACUGUGCACGCCGAUCCGACUACAAGAAUGAUUUCCCUACGUCUUAGCCUAGGAAAUUUCGUGUCCUCAAAAGAGGAAUUGGUUGAGACGGUGUCUACCUCUGUUCAGACCGCUUUCAACAAUCCCGGCUAAUUGAGCGAACGAGCGCUUCUUGCGGCCAAAAACAAACACGUGUACCAUCUUAGCCACAUUAUUCAGUGCAAGAUUCAAAGCGAGGCAGUCACAUAUACGUUAGUCGACACUGUUGCGGAAGCAGACGAGGCAGGUUAGUUAUCCAACAGAGAUUGUGAAUUCACCUGAGCCACAGCAACGCGUGGCGGGGUCCAGCUAGUGUUGUAUAGCCUCCUUCAUUUUCACCUCACAGUACUGUAUUAGUUAAGUGAAGCAUGUGAUGCUGUCACUAGUUUUUCUUUUAAGUACAGAAUGGAACUCUUUCACGAAAGCACAAUAAAAGUUAGGGUUCCCGUUGAACUUCUGAAUUUCAAUUUUAGGAGCUCUAGAUGAUAGUCAGUGAUGCGAACUGGAGGUUCGACAUUAUCAUCCAAACUACCAUCUCUCUGUUGAGCAAUCGCACCAACCUCGUUAUCUUUAUUCAAUUCUUGACCUUCCAUUUUCAUAAACUGUAACUUUUCCAACUUACUGCGUCUUUAGAUUUCUAGUAGACGCAUUUUACUGAACUCUAUUUCAAGUCGCUGCCGUUCUUAAUCUCUUUGAUCUUAGGUGAUUGGUGAAGCAGGUCGUGAGUGCAGCGACAGAUCCGGAGGGCUGAUAUCUGCGAUUUGCUCGGACACGACUCGCAUAACUUUGUAAGUAUUCUUUAGAUUUUCUCGAUUUAGUGCUGGUUUAUUCCCCGGAAUAGACGCACUCGACGUCAAAGCUAUGUCAGAAGACUCGCGAGAUAUCUCGGUUCUUCUUUGUGGUUCCAUAGCAAUAAACGGUAAGAUUAGCGUAGCACGAUAAGGUUAAUAAGGUGGGAAAACAAUUGAAAAGUGGACCUUCAUUCAAGGUGAUUAGACGAGCAGUCGGCGAAUGGCGCCAACUUGGGGUGGUCGGUUUAAAAGUGAGCGGCGACAAAGAGCAAUAGACAAAGGACAAAGAACAAUGAACGAAGAAUGUCGACGAAUAGGGGUACAGAAACAAAGGCAGGGUUAUAUGAGUAAAGUCUGCUUACUAACAAACGUUUAGUAGCAAAAAAGGACAAGGAUAGAAAUUGAUACCAGGGAUGUCACAUGUCUUCAAUGAAAUGAUUCUCUGCGUCUUAAAGCAAUUCAAAAAACUAAAAUAAUAACACCAUAAGCAUGACAUACUUCUCACUCAACUUUCGAUCUCGAAAUUCCAUGGGCUGGGACACAUACAGUGAGUAACCGAUCUCAUUAAAUGCUGGCUUAAAUUCUGAAAUGCGUUCUUGAUUGGGAAGGAUUAAUUUAGUCGAAAAUAUAAAGAAGACCUGAUUCUCUAUUAAUUGACUAAAAGAAAGCAUAUUUUGGCUAUGGCUUCUAUAAGAUAUGUUUGAAUUAGCAAGACCAUCGAAAAUCAAUGGGAAAAACGCAUGCUAUUUAAGUAGUCAUUUUUUUACCGAGUACGGUUUCUACAGGAGAUUGAAAAGCAGUGUAUUCAAAAGCUGACAUCCUGCCGAGUCCGAACUGUUAUAAGAUUAUGCCGCAAGAUAAUCAGUAUUACAACCGCAACCAAGUAAUGCUUCCCAAUCGAAAAGGCAUUUCAGAAUUUCAGUCAACAUUUCAUAAGAUCGGUCACUCACUAUACUGUGAUAAUAAACGGCUUCUACUGCUACUACGCGUCUCUCUCCACAUAUCUCCAUUCUACCUACUUUCUUCGAUAUCCUCCGUCCCCCCCAUCCUCCCCCUUUCUCUCUCACUCUUCCUCCUUGCCAACCACCAAAGAAACAUAAACGACCAUACCAAGCCCCCUUGUAAUUAGUCUCACUUCACGACUCUUCUUUCCAUUUCUCAUAGCACAAAAGCGCCUCAUUAAACAAAGUUGCCUUCGGAAACCCCACAACGGGGUCAAGCAGACAUAAAAUUGUGCCGAGAUUUCUCGCCUACAGCGGUGUAAUCGACGCAUGUGGCGGUUAAGCGUCUUGCAAUUUAAUUAUGGUGAGACGAAGUGAGAGGCACUUCACCACUCUACAGGAGAAGGCACCUUCAUGUAUCCUUCAGUAAUUGAAUUUGCGAUGCUCUGAUGCAAUACCUCUAGGGCAACAUACGCAGUGCUGAGAAUCACUAAUGAACCCUAAAAUUUUAUUAUUCGUCUCCUAAAUAGAUGAUGUCGUUUUCGGCAGGAAUUUCGCUGCCCCACUGACCUGGCCUCAUGUGCAGCCAAGUCGCAGCCUGCAAUGGCACCCCAGGGUGGAGCAUGUCAUGUGCGCCAAAGCUUGCGUUGCUGCGCAUGUACUUUUUCACUCCCUUGAUGACGCCCAGAUCGAGAUCGAAUGACAGGGGCGCGAUUUGAACAGGUAUGCCGUAGGCUCAAAUCUAGGCUCUCAUUCGCACAAAGCCAUCUUUAUUCGAGAAUAGAGAUUAAGAGCUUUGUGGCGUGAUCGUUUGAAUGGCGAAACAUGCGAAGACAUCCACAAAAGUCACUGAUAAAAGGCCGAACAGGCUACAAUAUUGUUUUGCCAACGAAAGUGCUAGUGUGUCUGAAGACUGUUUGUGCAGAUAAUGCGUGUGAAAGUGAAAUCCUGGUUUUAUUCUUAGAAUAAGCCUCUUCAUCAUCAUCAGCAUCAUUACUACUGCUUCUGGUAAUACGAGCACUAAUACUAUCACUAUUACUACUACUACUACUACUACUACUACUACUACUACUACUACUACUACUACUACUACUGUUAUUUGCAAAUCGUUUAAAACGGGCUAACUAUGAGGAUGGAUAAGGCAAUAAUGCAAAUUAAUAGCACUUUCAAAAUUUCAGCACUUUGUUGAUCGUCCGUUUGCAUGGAACGCAGCAGAAUGUCUUUCAGGCACAGAGCUGGCCAGGUUGUCUAUAGGGGAUUGUUCAUUUUGAUUAUCUAGCACAAAAUCAAUCUUUUAUUGCAUAAGGAGUUUCUUAUUUGCAUUGUGGAGAUUUCUUUGGUAACUUUGCAGAGAUUUUCAAUAGUGUUUUGCCCCGGACACUUGGCAAGGAUAACAAUCUACCAAUAUUCCUCAUCCUCUAGCGACCUAUGCUUUUAGGGCCGUAGUUAAUCUCAAGACGAAAGCUAACUUGUGUGGAUUACAGGAAAUAUAUGGCGAAACGGUAAGAUGUUGUGAACUUCUGAAGGCAGUACGCGCGAUAUAGCAUGUUUCUAUUUUAUCUGGUCUUUUCAACAACGUUGAGAGGGUCUUAUUGCUAAUUAGCCAGAUCUGGGUGAAUACACCUCUGUCCGCCAGGGAUAUACGCCUUUACUAUUCGUCUGCAUGAACAGGUGAUCUUCACCAACUGACGUCAGUAGUGCACACAGAAGGGAAACCUCACGACAAAAUGCCAGCGAGUCUGCAGACUGUCUGUACAAACCGAACCGAAACCUACUGCCUACUCCCGCCCACACGAUUUCCUCGUUGCUGGCAGGGCACACGUCAGUCUAGUUGGUAUUUCACAUUAGGCAGUGACACCUUCUAGCCAGCUAUGGCUUGACCAAUGGAGAAGUCGCCUUUACCUUUUUCAAAUUAACUCACCCCUUUUUGUGCCGACUACCAAGUAAUGGAAUCCGCUCUGAGCUGCCCUCGGCCAAUCAGAUCCUGUAGGUCGUCAGUGCGCGCGCGCGUACGUAGAAUGACAGGGCAGAAAUAAAAGGCAGCACUCACCGACCUGAAGGCAUUCCGUUGAUCUUGCUCUGGUUACUACACGAAAUGGCGCUCUCACGAGCAGAAGUAUUCGAAGAUGAAUUUCCCCUGAUCCGAAGCUGUCCAGCCUUGAAUGAAAUCCGCCUUGCGGAGGAAAUUAAGGAUUUGAGAGUAGAGGUAGCACCCUUUACCGCGAAUAUUCAUGUGUGCGUGCGUGUUAGGUAAAGGACAGGGCAGAGGUUCAUGCCAAUCGUAUUAUAUUGGCGGCUCGCAUUCCGUCUUUGCGAGCCACUCUCAGUGGCCCUCUCGGAGAGAAGAAUUCCGUUCUACGAUGGCCGACAAUGCCCCUGAGGUAAAAUUGUUGUCGAUUCGGUGAUUUUGCUUACUGCUUCUGCACUUUCUAGCCUCGCAACUACGUUCAUGCAGUAUGUCUACACGGGCCGAGUGGAGAUUAGAGAAGACAAUGCGAAGGGCCUGGUGACGCUUGCUAGAAUGCUGGAGUUGCCUCACCUGGUGGACUGGGGAGUGGCAUUCAUGGCCAGGGGGUACGCGCAUUUCCUGUCUAACUGUCUGUUCUGAAGGCUCACUCUAGAAAACCUGUCCAACACCUUGGACUUUGCGAGGUCGCUGAAUGUUGAAGCCCUGACGGAGGGGUGCAUCGGACUAAUGAAGGGGCACUUUGAUGACUUUGUGCCAACCGACCUCUUUGUUCGCCUACCUGCCCGAACUCUGCUCACUUUGCUUCAAAGUGAAGAUCUGUCUGUGGCGUCUGAAGAGCACGUUAUUGCGGCCAUUGCACGGUGGGUGGAUGCAGGUGCUGGCGUGGCGGGUGAUGACGAGAGGCUAAAGGCGCACGCUCCGACGAUGUUGAAGGAGGUGCAGUGGCAGCAGACAACCGUGGAAUGUCGCGAUCGUCUACUUAAAAAUUAUCCAACAUUCAGUAGGAGUCCCGAUUGUCUGUAAGUACACGGCAUUACAGUCCUGUUACUUUCUUCUUUAACAGUUGUCUAAUGUUUCAGGCCUUGAAUUGGAUUGGCGCGGCAGACAAGGAGAAGCGGCCCUGUCCCUUCAACAUUAGGCCUCGUGUUCGACAGACAUUCUUUGGAGCAGACAAAGAUCAGACGAUUUUCCUUUUUGGGGUGGACAGGCAGAACGAUGAUGAUUAUGGUGAUGAGGAGAAGGAGGAGGAGGCCAGGUGGUCUGUCCUGCGUUGGAAUCCGCAUCUGCAGCAGGCAGAGCGUGUUGCUGACAUGGAAAAUGGCCGGACGGGCGCCUCCUACAGUGUGGUGGGAGGUGAGUUGCCAGACAGUUGUUUGACUGAAGUCUAAUGCCUCUGGGUGCAGACUCCUAUCUGUCAGCACAUUUUGUCAUCACGGCGUGGAUUUAGCGCUCGUUAAGUUGCCUUUUUGCUUUUAGAGAAUGCACAUCUCUCAAACCCUUUCAGCUGGCUACUUGAUGCAUUACUUUUUUCUACCACGGAAGGGAGCAUUUUCGUUGUUGGAGGACGAUGGCGUGAUGACUCUACGCGGCGUGUUGAUGAAUUUCUGGUGAGAGAAGGGCGCUGGCGCGAGCGGGCGUCCCUCGCCGUUGGACGCUCCUGGGGGCACGCAGCCGCCGUCGUUAAGGUUCCCACCGCUGCCGCUGACGGAGAGGAGACGCUUAUUGGCGUUUUCGGAGGCGCAGGUCUUUCCUCCUGUGAGGUCUAUGACGUCAGGCAGAACAGGUGAGUGUAGGCGCCCCGUCUUGACGCAAUUUUUUUUUCGCCAAAAAGAUUUCUCCCCUAUUCUCCUCACUCGCAUGAUUGCCCGAACAGAUGGCACAAACUGCCCAAUCUGCUGGAGGAGAGGUGGGGGUCAUCUGCUGCCUGUCUGCCCGGUGACAGUCGUGUCUUCGUUUGUGGCGGCGAAAGUAAACGUUACAACUGGUUUUACGAUGAACCGUCCUUCGUGGAUGAACGCUACACCCCGCUUGCCUCUGUGGUCUUCUGCCAUCUGCGAGCAGACUGGCGUCGGCGGCAGAAGACGAUCUCAGCAAACUUUUGGCAGUCGGCUGCCCCCAUGAGAACUGCGCGAAGCCGGCUCGCAGCGACGGCCUUUCGGGGAGCAAUUCUGGUCGCCGGUGGAGAAGAUGACGAAGGCCGAUCCCUCAGCACUGUGGAGAUGUUUACCCCGCCAGACGCCAGCAGCCCCCUCGGCCAGUGGACAGAACUGGCCGACAUGCAGGAGCCUCGUCGCCUGUUCACUUUUCUCACCUUCGCAAACGCCGUUUUUGCUCUCGGCGGCUACGGUACGAAUAUAACGCACUACUUAAUGCAUUAUUUUUGUAACAGAGCAUGUUUUUCUUCUUUUUGUAUUCUAAAUGCGCACUCUGCACCAGCAUUGUGUAUAUGUAUGUGAAAACGCGGGAUAUGCCCACCGCGUAGCGCUUUGAAGCUAAACAGCGAAUAUGCCGACAAAUUCCAUCAUCUGGUCAAACUGGCAUUCGUCGUGCCAGUUUUUUUAAAAUCGUGUGGACCCCACUGAAGCAUUUCGUGUGAUUUAUAAGGUCCCCUCGAGCUGCUUUAAGCUACUGGGCCAACGCCCGUUAGCAACAUCAGAAGCGGCCGCCAUAAGGUUACGAAAACCGACCCUAUGCACCCAAAAGAACCUUGUUCAGGCUACGCGCUUACCGUGGCCAUAGGUUGACUAACUACAUACAACGUUCUGCGCCCUUCCGCUCUUGCCUAGCCUGUAUUUAAAAAAACUAACUUUUAUCGAUUUUUGUUUCACUGACUGUACCCUGCCCUGUAUAACAGUAUUAGCCUAGUGAGAAUUUACCGAAAGGAACGUUCGCUCGGCACUGUCUCUUCUGAACAUAGUUAUGGUGAUUUUCACAACUUUAAAACCAGUUUUUUUCUCUUGGAAAUGACGCGCUGAUCUGAUUUAUGCGAUGGCAUUAUUAUAGUGUCAUGGUAAUUUGGCUUUUUAUGGAGUUAUUUUGCGUAGCAUACGGUUUUGAAUGCAUGAAAUUCAUCUUAUCCCACCACAGUAUGUUUUUAAGUCUCGGCCCAGCUAAUAGAUGACUUCACCCCAAGCUCGUAAAAGAGGUUGCCUUUACAUGAAUUUUAAGAAAGAAGCCGUAGGAUAUCAAACAGCUUACACAGCGCUAACAAAAACUGUAUGCACAAUAUUCCAUUUUACUUAUUCAGGUUCCUUAGGUUUUUUAUGUGUGGAGGACUGAAGACGGGGAAGUUAUUUUACCUGAUUACAGUUAAAUGCUUUCUUUCUUUCUUUAAUGCCACGCAUUGGCUCAGCAUUCGACACCCACUGCAAACGUUAAUCUGGCGUGUUUCUUCUCUUAAUGGCCACUCUGCAGGACUUCUGUGAAUACUGCCUAUCCCUCAUGGUUUCCUUCUUUCUCUGCCUUCGAUAAAAUAUUUUCUUAAAAAGCCUUUCGGCAACAAUACGGUAGAGGCCUUCGCAGCCCCUUCGCCUACCCCUCUUGACACUUUAUUUUUUCGUGACCGAGCUUCAUUUAAAUAUUUUUAACAGGUGACGACAACAACCGUGGCAACACGCUAGAGGCCUUCACGGCACCAGAUGGUUCAGCCUACCCCGACAAUGACCUGACCGCUUGGGUCUGGUCGUCCAAGAGCCCAGUGGAAAUACUUAGCAGGAUUGACGGUGCAGCAAGCAUUCGCAUGUAAACGUCAGCCAAUUUCCUAAUGUUAAAAGAAAUAAACGACUUGCAAGUAAAUCUGAGUUGCAGUUCUUACUUUAAAAGAUGUGCGGUGCCCACAGGAGGGUCGGCCAUUUAAGGACUAGAUUUGCUUUCCCGGUGAAUGAAAUGGCUUCUUAUCACACCGUGGACUGCGUGGGGUAGAUACUAUUUGACAGGUAGAUAUUCAUCCGUCGAUGCAAUAAGCAGCUUUGGUGAAGUUACAAAUCCAACGGUAUGGGCUUUGGUACGAACGACAAAUAGGGUAUGGAUUGCGAACAUCAAUUUGUAGGAAAUAUUCGUCCUUUCAGAAUUAGAAGCAUGUAGGGAAGCCGAUUUUCUUGGACAUAUAGACCUUCAUUAAGUGGUUUCAAGUAUGAGAAUUUUAUUGCUAGUACGCGAACAAUGUUCUUCAAAGGUGUCAGAUAUAUACAGCACCCGAAAACGCAGACAACAGCAGAUUGUGGCUCAGGAAAUAGAUGAGUACGUAGUUUAUAUUUACUAAGUGACCGCAUUGCCAGCAAAACUUCGUCAAUCCCUAAUCAUGCUCGAACUCACCCGAAUUGCCUAGCCAAGCUCGAAAGUAAACGAAGUUCAGAUCUGCAGAAAAAGGAGCGAACGUGAUUUAGUUGCUGGUGACUUACACUUUUUAAGGAACUCGUCACAGGUGUUAAAGAUUUGACAUCUCACCAGAAAAUGUCCCCGUAGGUGUAAGUGGGCAAGGGAGGACUUGAAGCUUCCCACUUUCACAAUCGUCAACAAAACCGUCUGCGCUCAUAGUUUUUGGUACGCAUGUCACGCGUGACUCCGCCUUCGGCUUGCGACACCGAGAUGUCUAUCGAUUUUUCUCUUUUUACCGAAUAGCCGCAGAUGGACGAAUUUGGGGAAAAUGAGAUUCGACAGAUACUUGCGCAUUCAGAAUGCUAGCUGUAACUGCCUGUGAUGCUGCCUGCACAUUCUGGAUUCCAGAAGAUAACUUCCCGUACUUCGGCAGUACCCUCUCUCGCAGCACUGAAAUGGAUGACGAAAUCACCCGCAGGAUUUUGAAAGCCAGCCAAGCCUUCGGUCGCCAUCAAAACACAGUGUGGUCUGCAGCUGGAGGAGGACAGUGGAGACAGGCGCCGUGAUCUAUGAAGCGAAAACUAUCGCCGCCGCCCAAGCUAAACGUGAAGCAUUCACGUCCCAGCUACGCCCACCACACAAUGACAACGCGCAACCGCCUCCAACGUGUCAUCGAUAUCAACUGAUAUUCAGGACGCCACCGGAUCAACUGCGCCAAUCGGACCGCAUCAACCAGCGUCCCUCCGCCCAAUUCCUCUUCGUCCUCCACCCACCCAACUAACUGUGACCGCUUUUCUGGAUCGCCAUUUCCAUCAUCAUCCUUCUCCUCCUCCUCCUUUUCCUUGUGCUCCUCCUUCUUAUCCCCCUCCUACUCCUACUCCGCUGUCCCAACAUCGGCCGCUCUGGCGGCUGACACAAACAUCUACGCUACACACGAACCUGACACAACAACACACACCACCACUACAAUUUGCGACACCAGCGGUGAAGAUCUGGACUACGCCUGCCCUAAAUGGGGCCGCAAAUUCACCUCUCACAUAGUUCUGGGCAGUUAUUUGUGA